AUGAAACCCAAGGAAGACGACAAUGACAGCAGCAGUGAUGACCAGGUCAUUCAAGCUGUGCAAGACAGCGGCGACGUGCGGCUCUUUGUCAUCGCUGACGGCAAGAAGAGCACUGUACUGCUCAUGAAUGUAUACUUUGCGUCGAGCGUCGCGCGUAACAUCGUGAGCUACGGGAAGCUCGAUACGAGCGGAUAUACGCUCUUGUACUUGAAUGGUAAACGCGUCGUGGCGCGUCGGAGUGAUGUACUCGCUGUAUUUGACGUGGUGAUCCAGAAUAGCAGCCUCGUCGUCAGAACCGUUGGCAUGCUCGCGAGAACGAUAGAGCCAGUUAACGUGAUCAUGGCUGCGCUUCCGGACGAGCUUGCGGCCGACACGUCACCAGUGAUGCAACGAGGCUCACUGCUUCACUCUCAACAGCGCUUGGGACAAUUUGCUUUCGACACGAUCGAGAAAAUCGCCAAGAACCCGUCGUCGGGCAUUGAGCUCACGGACAAAAAGCGCAUGAGGUGA
Messenger RNA from Peronospora belbahrii, 510 nucleotides. Lineage: Eukaryota; Oomycota; Peronosporomycetes; Peronosporales; Peronosporaceae. The record is from the annotation of a GenBank genome assembly.